GUACCUGCUGCUCUCCAAACGUCAUGCGGAUGCUGUUUAUAAAGUGCACAUAAUAAAGCAUUGAGGCAUUCAUCUCUGUAUAGGAGCUGAGCAGCAGCCAGGGAGAGAGGGAGAGAGAGGCUAGGCAAAGCAAGGCACUGACACAAAGGAGACGAAGAUGUUUUAUUCAGGGCUCCUCACAGAGCCAACAAGGAAGGAGGUGGAUAUGAGGGAAGCUGCAUCUCUUCGGCAACAGAGGAAAAUGAAGCAGGCAGUUCAGUUUAAUCACAAGGAUUCGGCUGACUUGCUACCGUUGGAUGGACUGAAAAAACUGGGAACUUCAAAAGAUACCCAACCACACAACAUCCUGCAGAGGCGCCUGAUGGAGACAAACAUGUCAAAAUUACGCCACAGUCGAGGACCGAGCUCUCAGAAGAAUGACCUUUCGGUCCAGACCAAUAAACUGAACCAAAUGAAACUGGAUGGUCCCACAAAAACAGAGCAAGAGGACCUUAUCCUAAUAUGCUGUCAGUGUAUGGGGAAGGAAUUCCAAGCUGUGGUUGAUACUGGAUGUCAGCAUAAUAUCAUAUCAUUAACUUGUUUGGAGAGACUAGGAUUAAAGGAACAUAUGAGAACCUACAAGGCUGAAAGUGAGAAAAUUUCACUGCCCUAUAAUAUGAAAGUGAUUGGUCACAUGGAACACCUGCCCCUUACAUUGGGGUCUCUCCCUGUGGACUGUUCUGCAAUUGUGACGGAUCACGAGAAAAACUUCUCCUUGGGACUACAGACACUGAAAUCUUUGAAGUGUGUGAUAAACCUGGAGAAACAUCACUUGGUCCUUGGGAAGACAGUCAGGGAAGAAAUUCCUUUCAUCGGUAGCACUGCUGUGCAUGAAGAGAACACUUCUGAGGCAUGAAGAGGAGGUGCCACUGGUUUAAAAGGAAAACCAUGAUGGGGUUGAAAGAGGAGACAGUUAAUACUCCAUUCCGCUAGACUGUGGCUAGAUUUGUAGAGAAUUGAAAGAGCAGGCCUUUGCCAGGAGCUGAGGACAGCUUCAGAUCUUCACCUGUUACAAAGAGAGUCUGGUGGUGGACUUGUAUGCACACGCCCAAGUCUGCUCUUCAAAAUGGUGUCACCUUUGUGGCCACAGAAGUAUGAAAAUGUUUAUUUUCUAGACUCUACUGAAAUAA
Molecule: messenger RNA, 1169 nt
Organism: Pogona vitticeps (central bearded dragon)
Lineage: Eukaryota; Metazoa; Chordata; Lepidosauria; Squamata; Agamidae
Source: RefSeq, a predicted model, not a curated record